CCAUUGACCAAACUGUUUGCCACAUACGGGGUGUGCGCACAGAUACGGCACCUUAAGUCCCAACCGCCUGAGCCUAUUGUGACCGGUGUUCUUUCCGCCGCUUAUUCCUUGGAAGUUUCCGUAUGUAACCAGUUGAGCCGGGGCAUAUUUACAUUGGUAUCGCCGAUGACCGGGCCAUCCUAUGAAACAUUGGUGUCGUAUUCAAACACAUUUCAGAUGCCAUUUAUACACCCGGGCUUUUCACAGACUUCCCAUUUUCGACCGGCAACUUAUGGUAUAUCUCUACGGCCCCGAUAUCUGCCGGCUAUAAUCGAUGUCAUACUGUAUUAUGGUUGGAAAGGCAUUAUUUACUUGUACGAUACCGAUGAUGGUUUAAAAAUUGAGUAUGUAACCAGU
Molecule: messenger RNA, 396 nt
Organism: Medioppia subpectinata
Lineage: Eukaryota; Metazoa; Arthropoda; Arachnida; Sarcoptiformes; Oppiidae
Source: the annotation of a GenBank genome assembly